This is a messenger RNA of Aureobasidium melanogenum CBS 110374, 2073 nucleotides long. Its product is annotated as urea active transporter-like protein. The record is from RefSeq and is a predicted model, not a curated record. Gene Ontology annotation, cellular component: plasma membrane. NCBI's taxonomy places the organism in Eukaryota, Fungi, Ascomycota, Dothideomycetes, Dothideales, Saccotheciaceae. The coding region runs from base 1 to 2073 and encodes 690 amino acids. Gene Ontology annotation, molecular function: putrescine transmembrane transporter activity; spermidine transmembrane transporter activity; urea transmembrane transporter activity. Gene Ontology annotation, biological process: spermidine transport; putrescine transport; urea transmembrane transport. The transcript is spliced from 2 exons.
AUGCCGUCUGGCAUCGCAGUUCUCUCUCAAGGCGUGGGCUAUGGAGUCGUACUGGGGGUUGGAGCUUUCUUCGCCCUUGGUAUGAUGUUCAUUACUUGGGCGCUCAGGAGAUACAACAAUGAAUUGCAGACCAGUGAGGUCUUUUCUACUGCUGGUAGAAGUGUCAAGUCUGGUCUUGUGGCUGCUGCUGUGAUCAGUUCCUGGACCUGGGCUGCAACACUUUUGCAGUCUUCUGCUGUGGCCUAUGAUUACGGUGUCUCUGGACCUUUCUGGUAUGCUUCAGGAGCAACAGUCCAAGUCAUUCUAUUCGCAACCCUGGCUAUCGAACUCAAGCGUCGAGCCCCCAAUGCUCAUACAUUCCUGGAAGCUAUUCGUGCCCGCUAUGGUGGAAUCACUCAUGGCGUGUUCAUCGUUUUUGGUUUUAUGACCAACAUCCUGGUUACAGCUAUGCUCUUGACCGGUGGUAGUGCUGUUAUCGAAGAUCUUACUGGCAUGAACCCUGUGGCUGCGUGUUUCCUUCUUCCAGUCGGUGUCGUAGCCUACACCAUGUUCGGUGGUAUCAAGGCUACCUUCAUCACGGACUGGGUACACACGGUAGUGAUCUUGGUCAUCAUCUUCUUGUUUGCUUUUACGGCUUACUCAACCAACGAGAUUCUUGGAAGCCCAAGCGCUGUAUACGACGCGCUUGUGGCUGCUUCUAAACGCCAUCCCGUUUCAGGUAAUGCGCAAGGAAGUUAUCUUACCAUGCAAUCUCGUGAGGGAGGAAUCUUCUUCGUCAUCAAUCUAGUCGGCAACUUUGGCACUGUCUACCUUGACAACGGAUACUGGAACAAGGCUAUUGCUGCUUCGCCUGUGCAUGCUCUUCCUGGAUAUGUCAUGGGUGGAUUGACGUGGUUUGCUAUUCCCUGGCUUUGUGCUACUACUAUGGGUCUUGCAGCCUUAGCUCUCGAGAACAACCCUGUUUUCCCUACCUACCCUCUCCGCAUGGCACCUGAAGAUGUCACAGCCGGCCUGGUACUGCCCAACGCUGCAGUUGCUCUUUUGGGCAAGGGAGGUGCUGCUGCUACCUUGGUGCUUAUCUUCAUGGCUGUCACAUCAGCUAUGUCUGCUGAACUGAUCGCUGUCUCGAGUAUCUGGACAUACGAUAUCUACAACACUUACAUCAACCCCAAGGCACAUGGCAAGAAUCUCAUUUACAUGUCUCACGUCAGCUGCGCUGUUUUCGCAUUGAUCAUGGCCGCUUUCUCGACUGGUCUCUACUACGCUGGAAUUGGCAUGGGAUACAUCUACUUGAUGAUGGGCUGCAUCAUCGGUGGCGGCGUGUUGCCUGCUGCUUUGACUCUAUUGUGGUCAGGUCAGAGCUGGGCUGCAGCAACCUUCUCUCCUAUCAUCGCCCUUGCAUGUGCCCUCAUCGGUUGGCUCGUACAGGCAAAGACACAAUACGGCAAUCUCUCCGUUGCUUCAACAGGCUCAAACUACCCUAUGCUUGUCGGCAACGUAGUAGCUCUGCUCACACCUGUAGUCACAAUCCCUAUCCUCUCCCUCGUCUUCCGCACCGAAAAGUAUGACUGGCAAUCCAUGAAAGACAUCAGAAGACCUGAUGAUUCUGAUCUCACUGCUGCUGCUCACAUGGACCCCGAUCUACUUCCCGGCGGUGCCCACGGCGAAACAGCACAAUCCCUUGCAGCAGAAGAAGCAGAGCAAAAACACCUUCUCCGCGCUUCCAAGAUUGCUCGCACAUUGACCGUCUGCCUGGCAUUGUGUUUCCUGAUCUUGUGGCCUAUGCCAAUGUAUGGCAGCGGUUACAUCUUCUCCAAGAAGUUCUUUACUGGAUGGGUUGUGGUUGCUAUUAUCUGGUUGUUUGUUACAGCGGCUUGUGUGGGUAUUUACCCUGUGUUUGAGGGACGCAAGACUAUCAUCAGAACUUUCAAGAGCAUGUACUUGGAUGCCACGGGCAAGAAGCAUCCGGUUACUCAUGGUAGAGCUACUAUUGCUGAGACUGCAGUGGUGGAGGAGAAGAUGGAAGAGAAGAAGGAGAGGGAUGCCGAGGCUGCUAUCAGAGACUCUGACUAG